UAUAUUUUUUUAAAAAUAUUAUUUAUAAAAAUAUUUAUCAUUUUCUAUGUAUCUAAGUAUUUUAUUGAUAAAUAAUGUAUGUUAUCUAUGUAUUUUAUUGAUAGAUAAAUGUGUACGUCGCUCGUCGCUGCCCAAGAAUGCGAAAAAGUACAAUCGAUUCAGAAACGAAUUGCAUCUGGACCGCGGAGACUUCUACAUCCACGUUUCCGGUGUUCAACAAACUGAUUGGAUACCCUGUGAACAAUUUUGUUCACGUAGACGUGUUAAAAGAGAUAAAAAUAGGCGUUCUAUUUUUUUUAAAAGAGGUACAUUUUCACAUAUACAAUACGCAUUUUAUAUCUAUGAACUUCUUCUUCUUCUUUUUUUUUUUUUUUUUUUCUUUUUUUUUAAUUUCAUUUCAUUCAAUAAAAAUUCUAAAAGAGAAAAUUUUAAACACAAAUAACAACGCAAAUUUUUAUUAUUAUUAUAUCACAGGUACGGCUCGUUUAAGGUGUACUGAAGGCACGUUUCGCGUGCAUAAUAUUUAUGGCGAUGGAAAUUGCAUGUUUCGAGCGAUUAGCUACAUUUUAUGGCGAAACGAGGAUGAACACCGAUACCUUCGUUCAAUGGUCGUGCAACACAUCAAGGAAAAUUGGCACGAGUACGGGCCUUUCGUGAUAGCUGAAUGGAACAUAUCGGAUAGACAAACUUAUGACAAUUACAUGAGCAUGGUGGGCACAUUUGCAAGUGAACUCGAAUGCACGGUGGCCACCAAGUUAUACGACAUGAAUCUGUCGAUUUAUCGCGAGAUAAACGACAGGCACGAGCUUAAACGAGUGUUUUACAAUCACGUUAGCUCUCACUUCGAGACAGCUAGGCUUUUAUUCACUGGAAACUCGGACAGCGGUCAUUAUGACGUGCUGGUUCCCGAUUGACGAAUGUUUUUCGAGCAAAAAAAAGAAAAAAGAAAAGAAAAAAAAAAAAAAAAAAAAAAAAAAAAAAAAAAAAAAAAAAAAAAAAAAAAAAAGAAUUGAAGA
Messenger RNA from Apis laboriosa (Himalayan honeybee), 1016 nucleotides. RefSeq names its product OVARIAN TUMOR DOMAIN-containing deubiquitinating enzyme 7-like. The coding region runs from base 138 to 914 and encodes 258 amino acids. The transcript is spliced from 2 exons. Gene Ontology annotation, molecular function: cysteine-type deubiquitinase activity. The record is from RefSeq and is a predicted model, not a curated record. NCBI's taxonomy places the organism in Eukaryota, Metazoa, Arthropoda, Insecta, Hymenoptera, Apidae. Gene Ontology annotation, biological process: protein deubiquitination.